AUGGAAAAUUAUAAUUUCUCUGCUUUAUCUAUAUCCAUUUAAACAGACACUUAAUCUUCUGAGUCAGAUUAAUAAUUUAGCAGUCCUUUAAGAUCAGAGAAAACUAACUUUUUAGAUUUAGAUAAUGAAAAACAAAAUAAUGACUCCGCUCAUUAAUCACAAGUUGAAGCUUCUAUCUAGAAGGAUUGUUAAGAGAAAGUGGCUUAGACUUCAGAAUAGAAAUCAAAUAGCAUAUGCGAGUCUCAAAUUAAAUAGACCAAGGCGUCAUAGUAUAAAAAGAGAUUAGUAAAGAGAUGUUAAACCACGAUUUUGAUUGGAUAAUCAAUACAUAAGCAUAACACUUAAAAGGCAGAUAAAUAUUUCGUGAAAAAAAACAACUAAAUUAUUGAGACUUCAUUUGAAAAAAUAAAAAUCAAGAGAUCCAAUUUUUCUGGAAUGUUUCUUACAAAUUUAAGGUAAUAGUAGAAACCAAUUCAGGUUCGUUAUUUUCGAUCUACAAUCACGAAAGUCCUGGUGAUUGACUAAGACAUGCUGGCUGCAGAAUUUAUUGUUUUAGCUUUAGCAUAGUUCCAAAAUGAUAGCAAAUUAGAUUAAUCUUUGUAUGAAUUUCCAAAUUACAGUUUAGCUUAUUAAAUUGAGGGGUAGGAUGAUUAGUAGGAUUUGGAUGAAAUUUCAUAUCGUCGACCAAUCUAAAGAUACAAAAGUUUUGGCUCUCUGGAAGACAUGAUGAAAUCAAGAAGAGAAAGUUUAAAUUAAAUAGAUUUUGAUUAGAAACCAAUUUCAUAGGCUGAAAUUUCAUUAUUAGCUGAUGACAUUGAUGACAAAAUUAUUUAAAUUGAUUUAGAAUCUCCGAUGCGUUAUUAUAAAUCUGUUGAUAUUGUACCAGUAUUAGAUCCAAAAUAGUUAGAUAUUGAUUUGCAAAUGGUUAAGAUGUUGCAUCAAUAACAUCCAAAUCACAUUCUUAUUCUUAUUGAGGAACCUAUCAGUCAAGCCAGAUUUCAUAUGAAAAUCUGUCCGAAUUAAUUGAUUGAGGAAUUAUUUACAGAAUUAGGCAGAAAAGCAAAUAAGAAAUUUAGAAGUGCUGAUUAUAAUCUCGUCUUAAAAUAUCCUUGUAUUCACAUGGGUACGGAACCAAUUAAUUUAAAGAUACCUAUAAGUAAAUUACCAAUACAUUACUUGAUACUCACUUAAAAAUUUCAGACUGAAGCCACUCGUUCAUUAAGAUAAUGUAACGAUAGUUUUACAAUGAAUAUCAAUAAAGAUACUAUCUUCUCAAAAAGUGCAAAUAAAUCAUAGAGAUUUUUACAAGAGGAAGGCAAAACAUCUGAGAGCACAGAUAAAGUUCGAACCUUAUAUUCGUAUUAAGAGUAUUAAUUAUUAAAAAUUGAUAAAUAAUUUAAAAAUAAUGUGAUUUUAGGAAUUGAUUAUUUCGAUUUGUAUUAUACUUACACCUAAGAGAGAUAAAGAUAAUUUACUCUAGGAAAAUUUUGUAAAUCAAUUUCUUAAAUUUUAUUUGAAGAGCCAGUAAUACAAAAAGAUUAUAGGAGAUUGCCUUUAAAUAAAAUAUAAAAAGUUGAAAUGACAAAAGAUUUUUAUCUGAUAAUAGUUUAUGAGAAAAGCCAAAACUACAAAAAAUAACUUACUUUUGGAAUAGAUUUAAACUAAGAGAAAUCGAAAUUAGAUCUGCAAUAGAAAACUAUAAUGAAUGCAUACAAUAAAUUAGAAUAUUUAGUGGAUUUAUAUAUAAAAUAUAAAUAACAAUUAUGAAUUUAUUCAAUAUUGAUAACUCUUUAGCAACUCCCUACUCAUUUCAAUCUAACACAACGAGUGUCUUUAUUGAUAAUGAUUGGCUUGCCAAAUAAUUGGAAAAUGUGCAAUAAAUUGACUACUAAAACUAUAAUUUACCAAGCAACACAGACAUUUCAGAGUUUGUACUUUAAUAAUCUGUUGGAGAAAGUCCAUUUAUUUAAUAGCAAAAGCGAGAUCCUGUUGAUUUUUCAUUGAUAAAACUUGAAAAAUUAGAAGAAGUUCAAUAAAUUAAUUAUACACCAAAAAAAUAAUAUACAUCAGCAACCAGAAAAUAAAAUUAUAAAAAAUGCAAAACUACUACAACUGGUUUUGCAAUUGAUGAGAAUGAUUCGAAUAAAAAUGAUUCAGAAACCUUGAAGAAAAUAAAAUCUUCUUAAGUUUAAAAAAAAUCAGAAUUUACAAAAUAAUUAAAUAUCUAUUAAUAGAAUUUUUCAAUCCAAAUUCAGGUCAAAUACUUUGGAACACAAUAUUAAUAAGUUAUUUCUGUUGAUGAAUCAAUCAGAGCUGCUGAAUUUAUUGUAUUAGCUUUGAAACGAUUUGCUGCCGAUCCUAAAAGUGACAAGUCUAAGUUCGAAUAUUAGAAUUUUACCUUAGCAUACAAAUUGGUUGGUUAAGACUUGAGUCCAACAAAAUACACAUAUAAUAAUGACGAGAAUUUUGAUAAUGAUAGCAUUAUAUUAGAGGAGGAAUCUUUAGAAAGACCAGAAAUAGAUCUUGAAUCUCAAUUAUUUUAUAAAAUGGUCGAGUUAUUGCCUGCUACUACUAAUUUUGGAUUAGAUUUUUAAACCAUAAAAUAAACCUUUAUAUCUAAUCCUGAAUCAAUUAUUUUAUUAAUAGAAGACCCUCAAUCAUUAAUCUUUUAUCAUAUUAAAGUAAAUAAAAAAGGAACCUUAGGGGAUUGUUUAGUAGAAUUGAAUAGAAAAGUUAGUAAAAAGUAUUUAAAAAAUGAUUACUACCUAAGUUUGAAAUUUUCAUGUGUAAAUUACGAUUUUGGGGAAUUAAAUGAAAAGUUUCCUAUUAACUAAUUACCUAUUCAUUGGUUAGUUAUUAUUUAAAGAACCAAAAAUAUUCUUCUAGAUUCCUAAGAAGAGGUUUCAAUGGCAAAUAUUGGGAGAACAUAAAAUAAUACAAUUCAUGAGAACAUGAGAGGCUCGAAUUCAUGUGGCUUCUUAUCUAUAAACUUUAUGUAAUUGGCAACUGUAGAGAAGAUGCCUUUAUUAUAUAGUUAUUAAGAAUUUAACUUGAUAAGGGUAGACAAAGAGUAGUUAAUUGAUGUCAUUUUAGGCAUAGAUUACUUUGAUCUUUAUUAUACAUUUAAUUAAAAAUAAGCAAAAAAAGUUGGAAUUACCAAGCUUGUAUCCAAUAUAAUCAAGUCAUUGUUUGUUCAAGAGACAGAGAAAAAGAAAUACAAAAGAAUUCCAAUAAAUGCUAUUACUGAUUUAAAGCAACAAGAAGAAAAAUAUUUUGAAAUAUACUAUGAAUUAUAGGAUGGAUAUUAAAAAACAAUUAAAUUUUUUUCCAAAAAUGAUGACAAAAUUGUUUUUCGAGAUGCCUUCACUAAGUUAGAGUAUUUAGUGUCAAUAUAACAAAUUUGA
Messenger RNA from Paramecium octaurelia, 3404 nucleotides. The record is from the annotation of a GenBank genome assembly. NCBI's taxonomy places the organism in Eukaryota, Ciliophora, Oligohymenophorea, Peniculida, Parameciidae.